Messenger RNA from Phalacrocorax carbo (great cormorant), 2433 nucleotides. The record is from RefSeq and is a predicted model, not a curated record. NCBI's taxonomy places the organism in Eukaryota, Metazoa, Chordata, Aves, Suliformes, Phalacrocoracidae.
GUGAGGGGAGCGCGGCCGGGCCCCUGAUAGGCCCCGAGGGAGCAGCAGGGCCCUGGCACGGAGGAGCCAGGACACCCUGCUCAGGGCUGCCGGCGCCCAGCCGGGGUUGAGGGCCCCUUCUAGCCCUGGGCUGAGCCCUGGCCCUGCUCCCCCGCUGCCACCCCGGGGGGCCGAGCCUCCCCCUCUGCCCUCCAGCCCUCUGUGCCUUCCCUGCCGCUGUCGGCGGCCGUGACGCCUGCCUGCAGGGCGUCCUUCCCUUCAGGAGCACCCCAGCCACCUUUGGUGCCGGUGACUGUGCCCAAGGAGCUCUGUCCCCGGCACCCGUGCCCGGGGGGACUGGGGGACAGACACGGGGUAUACCGGAGCCAGGGAAACUGUCUGCCCCAGAACUCCACCUGACCAUGGGUUGUUUGGCACCUGCAGUCUCCUCAGGAGCUGCUCUGAGCCUGUUGAGUGGUCUGUAAUUCCUGCCGGUUUUGUGGGAUGUGCUGGGUAGCAAGGAAGAUGGCUGCAAACUACACUGUUCCUGCAAGGCCUUCAGGUCCCCUGGGACUGCGACCCUGGGCUGAGCCUACGCAGCUGUAACAAAAGCAGAAGCAGUAAUGUAAUCAGCCAUUUUGUCCAAGCUCAAUGAAAACCGUGUCAGAGAUGGUGCUGUGAGAGGCUCCUUGCCUCUCUGCAAAUAGCACCGUUCUCCAGGGAGAGGCAGGUGGACAGGGCUUUCCUCCUGGCCCGGGGCAGAGGGUGACUCUGACUGCCUGUCGUGGUGUUUCCCCGGUUGUGUGGACACGUGUGGCUGCACUAGGCAAGGUGCCAGCUGCUUUGCUUUUGAAGAGCUUUCCAGUUUGUGGGUGCAUCUCCAUUUCUGGCAUAUUUCCAUGAAUAAACACAAAAAUCUUCUGCUCCCAUUUAGCCUCCUGUUUAGUGAAAUGGCCACGCUGAGUGUAAAGCCAGGACAGCGGUUCACCUUGCCGGACUGGCACACCAACUCCCAUCUUAUCUCGGCUGAUGCUGAACGCCAGCGUUCUGCUUCCCACCAGGUCCGGCAGGAAGCCCAAGCUCUCCGCAAUGAAACCAACAACCAGACAAAAUGGGAUGAGCAUGACAACUGCACCCGCCUGGCUGAACGUAUCAGCAGCGUGAACAGAUGGAAAGAGACCCUGGACAAAUGCCUUGCAGACAUAGACGUGGAAAUCGAUGCCUUAGCCAAAGUGAAGGAAGCAGCAGAACGUGCCCUCCAGGCAAAGAACUUGCCUUUGGACGUUUCCAUCGAGUGCCUGACGCUCCGUGAGAGCCGCCGCGCCGUCGAUGUGGUGAGGGACCCUGUGGAGGAGGAACUGCACAAGGAGGUGAAGGUGAUAGACAAAGCUAAGAGAGAACUGCAGCAGAGAGUGAGUGAAGCCUUCGAACAGCUCUGCCUCUUACAGGAAGCUCGCCAGCAGCUGAGCUGUGACCACCGGUGCAAGGUGGAAGCGUUGGAAAUAGAUCGUGUGUGCUUAUCCCUCAGCGUGAACUCUCCCAACAUCUCCUUCAAGGUCAACCCAACACGGGUCCCAGACGGAUCAACUGCGCUUGAUGAGUGGGAACAGAACAGCCAAUGUAACAAGGAGCAUGCUGAGGCAGAAAUGAAAGCCUCAACUGAGCUGCGAGAAGCAACAGGCCUUGCCAUUGCACAGAUAAACAACGAGCUGGAGGCUCAGCGCGUAGCUACAGAGUUUGCCUUGCGCAAGAGGAUUAGAGACCUGGAAAGAGCCUAUGACGAGCUGAAAUGGCAAGAGCAGAAUACCUUGGAGGAAAUUGCUGAGAUGGAGGAGGAGAUCCGACGCUUGGAGGAAGACCUUCGAAGGAAAACGCAAGAUGUGAAAGUGGCGCACACACGCCUGGAGACCCGCGCGUAUCGGCCCAGUGUGGAGCUCUGCCGGGACCAGGUCCAGUACGGGCUAACGGAUGAGGUUCACCAGCUGGAGGGAACGAUCCGUGCGCUCAAACAGAAGCUAGCAGAGUCGCAGGAUGCCUUGGAUGCUCUUUACAGACAGCUCCACCGCAUUCGGACAGAUACUGGCCACAAAGCCAACUCCCUGGUGCUGGACAACAAGUGCAUGGAGACCCGGAGAAAGCUCAUGGUCCCUGCCGAGAAAUUUGUGCCCAAGAUUGACACUUUCAACCGGACCACGAACCGCGCGCUCUCCCCGCUGAAGAACGGGCAGCUGGAGUGAGCUUAGCGCGCCGGGUAGCGUCGUGCCACGAGCCGCACCGGGGAGAAAGCUACCAGUGACUCAGUUCCGUUAGCGAGGAAAGCAGACAUCUGUGUCGUGUUAGGAUAAUGUAACUCUCCUCCCUCCUCCUCGCUUGUUGUAUAACUAACUGUCCCCUUGUGCGAUGUUUAUGGCCUCCUGCGCUCCCAGGAGCGUUAUAAACAAUAAAGAGUCUGUC